Molecule: messenger RNA, 564 nt
Organism: Prunus armeniaca (apricot)
Lineage: Eukaryota; Viridiplantae; Streptophyta; Magnoliopsida; Rosales; Rosaceae
Source: the annotation of a GenBank genome assembly
AUGCCGAGGCCACGGCAUGCCAAGCUUCCAAUAGCCUCACUUUCUCGAAAUGGCUUGAAUGGGGCAAUACCAAGGCCACGCCAUGCCAAGCUUCUAAUAGCCUCACUUUCUCGAAAUAGCUUGAAUGGGGCAAUGCCAAGGCCAUGCCAUGCCAAGCUUCCAAUAGCCUCACUUUCUCAAAAUAGCUUGAAUGGGGCAAUGCCAAGGCCAAGGCAUGCCAAAGCCACGACAUGCCAACACAAGGCAAGGCAUGCCAAGGCCAAGGCACGCCAAGGCCAAGGCACGACAUGCCAACGCAAGGCAAAGCCAAGCAAGCCAAGGCAAGCCAAAGCCAUGGAAAGGCAAGGCAAGCCAAAGCCAUGGAAAGGCAAGGCAAGGCAAGCCAAAGCCAUGGAAAGGCAAGGCAAGCCAAAGCCAUGGAAAGGCAACGCAAGGCAAGGCAAGGCAUGCCGAGGCCAAGGCACGACAUACCAACGCAAGAAAAGGCAAGGCAAGGCAAGGCUUCACCAAAGCCACGGCAAGGCAACGCAAGCACGUAAAAAAGACAAAGUGUCGGAUGGGUAG